AUCACACUCGUUUAUGUAUUGCGAAGACGUGAAGACGUAGCGAAGGCCGCGACGCUUGAAUUUUCGCGCACAAUACAAGCACUUGAAGAAAGCAUACAUGCAUAUGCACACACCUAAUUGCGAUUAGAAAUUCAUUUAAAACGUUGCUUAUAAAAAUUUAUUUACGAAAUUUUUAAGCAAACAUCAAUGUGUAGUGCAAACAGAAAUAAUUAACGAAAGUAGGGAAAAUGAAAAAAUUAAACGAAGAAAAUAUGGAAAGAGUGCAAAGCAAAUAAACGUGUGAGUGAAUGUGGUGUGAAACUGUGGGGAAGGCCCCUAUACAAGACGAAAUUAUCUGAUAUUUUUGCGGAAGAAAAAUUGUUUAAGUGAGGUUCGAUAGGUGAACUAAUGCCUAAAAACAUUUUGCAUUCACAAAUAAGAAAUAUUAAAAAGUGAAUUUACAAUAUUUAAAUGUUACAACUGCGGGCCGAUACUGCUGUUUAAGCGGAUGGGCAUCGAGCCCCGCUAUCGUUUCACUCUGUGUCCGUUGCCGUCUGUGCCAUGUUGACGCGACAAUACAGUAGCGUAUGUGCGUCUUGUGCCGAUUAAGCUAAAAAAAAGAAAGCCUACACAACACAAAUUAAUAGCAACAAAACAACAGAACCACAGUACAAAAGCAAAAGGAGAAAGCUUUGCUCACGCGAGAGGAAUACGAAAAAAGUAACUGUGUGCACACAUUUACAAAUUAAUAAUUAACUUGUGAAUUCCCCUAUUCAAACGAAUCACUCUUUAAACAAUAUGUAAUAACAAUAGUGACGUUAUUAAUUUAUACACAAAGAAAAAAAUAAGUAGAGGUCAUAGAGUAAAAAAUGUAAAACAAUAGAAAGCGAAAAUUAAUGCAGCACUACAAGAAUUGUAAAAAUAAUUAAUAUGUUAAUUCUAAAUCCUACUACCUUUAACCUUCUGCUUUAUGGCUGUAUAUUUUAAAUUUCCAAAAAGUGAUUUCAUGCGUUUAUUGUGAUUGGCGCGAAAGAAUCAUUUGAUAUUCAAAAACGCACAAAGUGAAAAGAGUCAUAAAUUAGAAAACAUAAUCACAAAUUGAAACGAAACAAAAUAAGCAAAUACCCUAUUUGUUUAGCGUCAAUUUACGCAAAAUAUUUUUCCAGUUUUAUUAAAAUUAAAUCUGCCAGCUGAGAUAGACUCUGUCGCAAUGUCUGCCGAUAUACAGAUAGUCAGCGUGAUUGGAGCCAACGGUCAGCCGCUGCCCAUUCAAGGCAACAGUAUCGGUUCGAAUUGGAGUGCACCUGUGAAGCAGGAGCGCGCCGAUGAAGCUGAAAUUCAAGAGUUGGCUGCUAAAAUGGUGGAAACACAAAAGGCAGCAUUGGCUAAACAGCAGCAACAGGCUGCGCAACUGGCUACGCGACAACAACAACAAUUGGGCGGCAUGCAACCGGGCGUUCUUAACAAUACCAACCAACCAAAUAUUAUGAAUUAUUUAACACGUCAAAAGAACCUGCCGAACGGUACCAAUGCCAAUGCCAGCAAUGGCAGUGGACGCAAUGGUUCACAACAAAAUGGUAACGCUAACAAUGGUGAUGUUAGCAGUGAGAAGAAAGCACCAUGUGAUGAAGAGUCACAGAAGGGUCAUUUUGGUUGGACUACAUUUGGCAAAACAUACAUUCCCUAUAUUUAUCGACAGCAGGAGAAGUACUGUUCGGUACGCAUGAUUGAAAUGAAAUUAUUGGGCAAAUAUCUAAAUUGCUUGCAUCCGGAUAUUUACUCGAGUUGCACAUGUGUGCGCAGCUAUUACAUUACAGAGGCGGAGGCGAGACUACUAAUUGAAAUCAAUAUAAAACACUGUGAUGGUGAAUUUGGACGAGACAUAUUCACUCAAAAGGAUUUGGUGGUGCGGCUUUCAGAUGCAACCAAGUUUUAUCAGUUCCUAGACAUAUGCUAUCGCAAACUCAUGUCUGGUAGCAAGUCACCUUCGGAGAAGUGCGGUUUUAUACGCAUAAAUAAGGAGUCGGUAGUACCGUAUACGGUGCGCAACAACGAGCAAGUGGUGCCGCUUUUCUAUUUCGAAGGCGAAACAGAGAAUCUCAAACAGAAAGCCGACUAUCUGUCUGGAUGGGAUCUGGCAUAUUUAAAGUUUUGUUGCAAAGUUCAGGGCAUACGCAAUGAAUUGUUCUCCAGUGAAAAUGUUGCAGUCAUAUCACUCACAGACAUAAAAAGCUAUUUUCCCAAUGGCACCGAGUUUGAGGACUAUUGGCCCAGCAAAGUUGUUGACUCAAAUCUGCUGAUUGGCAAUCGGUCAAAUGCUAAUAAUUCUGUUAAUUGGACCCGCCAACCAUCGCAGCCACCUCCGAAAGUGAUGUCUCAAUCCAGUUUGUUACAAAAACAAACUGCUGCUGCAGCGGUUGCGGCACAGCAACAGAUGCUGAAACGUGGCGCCAAUGCUUAUGCAUCACAAUCGCCAGCAGCGGCGGCGGCGGCUGCUGCAGCCGCGGCCAUUCAACAACAACAGCAACAACAAUCCAACCAACGGUUGCAUCAGACAAACGCCACAUUAGCGUCUGUGCAGGCUUUAACAAACAGUUGGAUGCAGCAACAACCGUUAAUACAUGCGCAAAUGUUGGCAUCACAGGCGCAACAGUCCCACCCAAAUUCACGUGCUGCUCAGUAUCAACGCAGCCCUAUGGAGAAUAUCCUGCUGGGAAACCGGCCAGCCUAUGCUGCCUACAACAAUCAAGCGAUUUCUAUGCAACCCGUGAAUAGUCACAAUCAAGCGAAUGCACCGCCACCUUUGGUGCGUUCAGGCGCAGGUCAAAGCGCCAACCAUAUGUCAAAUGUCGAGCAAACUAUGCUGCAACAACAAACACAACAGCAACAACGACAUUCUUCCUCUUCCGCCUCCCCGCAUGCGUCUGCCACUCAUAUCCAAAGCCCCUCACACCCUCUUUCGCAGUUGCACUCUACCUCCGCUGCUGCGUCCAGUGCUGCCAAUUUGUACAAUUUUAAUUUGCCCUCCACUGCUGCUGAUUUAGCCUUUUGGAAUCAGUUGACUCCAUCACAACGUCUGUUGCUUACACAGCAAAUCAAAAGUAAUGGCACAGUGGCGGGUACUGCAGCUGCCUCAAGCGCUGAGCGUUCGAAUAACAGCGGUAUUAAUAUUAGUAAACCCCCUGCGUUUCCGAUCUUUCCCUCGCUACCAUUGGAUACUGAUCUUAAAACUAUGCUGGAUUACAAUCCACACAAGCAUAGUAGCAAGAGCAGUACGUCCUCGAGUAGUUCGGCCAAUGGACAGUUUAUGAAACCAACGGUACCGCCUUUGAUACCGGUGAGCAGCUCAGCGGAUGUUUUAAACAAACGCAGUGCCACGGGUACAAAUACCAGCUCUUUGCGUCAUGCAAGUGCGUCGUCUACGUCCGCUUGUGCGACAGUACCGUUAAAUUCAACAGCAUCAUUAGAGGAUUUUGAAAAAAAAUUCAAAAUGACGGACGAAAUGAAAGCUGUGGUACAGAAGGUACUUUCUAACCCCGACUUGUCCACGUUCAUACAGACGAAUUCGUCACAGAAUUUUGUUCCUUUUAUGUCGCCACCCAUAUCGCCGGCGCCGUCGCUGUCCAUUGUGCCCAAUCCAAACGUAACCAUUACGCCUCAUAUACCCUCCCAAUAUGCACAUUCACCGCACGCAUCCUCUGCUGGCAGUGGUUGUGGACGUCAGAAAAGCGUCAUUUGUUCGACGAGUGCAGCGCUGACCGUGCCCCCCUCACCUUCCACGUCAAAUUCCACUUCCACACCUUCACCAUCGCCAACGCGAUUGCACGGCUCGUCCGGCGGUUCAGGCAGUGGUGCAAGUAAGAGUGGCGGCCAUUACUCCUCCCAACACUAUAAUAGCCAUCAACACCACCACUCCUCCCACCAUCACCACAGUCAAAAUCAUCACCAGAAUACGCCACCAAUGGAAGUAAUUGAUUUAUCUUCCCCCCGAAGGUCCGUUCAAGCUGCCUCCGCUUAUCUACAACAGCAGCAAGAAGUGCAUCAAGCAGCAGUUGCCGCAGUACAACAGCAACAUCGCUUAGCUGCCGCUGCUCAACACCAUGCGCAACAAAAUGGUCGCGCGACAGGUGGCUCUUCGGCGAAUGCGAACUCGGCGAGCAUGCAUUUGCAACGCCAUGCUGCGAUGGCCGCAGCUGCCGCCGCUAAUAAUGCGCAAAGACUGUCAAUCAUACCCGAAAUGCAGCAGUACGAGCGCGCAGCCAGCAACAUGGGAAAUCAACCAUAUAAAGUACAGAAGGUUUACGUGGACAAUCGGCUGGUACCUUGCAUCAAUAUGAAGGCGUACAAUGACUCCGAUCAGCUGAUGACGCUAACUGAUUUUCAGAAGAAUUUCUUCCCGCACGAAUCCUUGGAGAACUGUAAGGUGCUGUUCGAGACAUUAGGUGUAGAGCUGUACAAGGGCAAUCGGCGACAACUUCAAGUACUAAUGGAAAAUGACCGCUCACAUAAUGAAAAUAUACCGUUGGUUCAAGUUCGUGAUGUCAUGAAAUAUAUGAAGCAGUUAUUGUUUAUGACUCGAAACCAAGAUCAGCCGCAUUCUAAGCGGACACGCAUAAGCUAGGAAAUGGGUUGGGGAGCACAACA
Bactrocera tryoni is the source of this 4623-nucleotide messenger RNA. RefSeq lists its product as uncharacterized. The transcript has 5 exons. Bases 1190 to 4600 code for a protein of 1136 amino acids. NCBI's taxonomy places the organism in Eukaryota, Metazoa, Arthropoda, Insecta, Diptera, Tephritidae. The record is from RefSeq and is a predicted model, not a curated record.